AUGAACAGAAUUCAUCCAUCAUCCACGCCGAGCGUGGGAAACAUUGGGGGUAGAGCAGCGCGAAUUGCAGUUGGAAUUACUACGACCAUCACUGCCCUUGGGAUUGCUGGUACUGUGAUUGGUGUGGUGGGACCAGGGAAAUCAACUAACAUCACGUCGGAAUCAGAGACGGGGUCACAGAUUGGAAAUCGAGCAAAUAGUAUAUGUAUUAUUGACAACCCUUGUCUAAAUGGUGGGACGUGCACAAUCGAAGCCGUGGGCUACACAUGUGAAUGCUUUCCAGAUUUCGUAGGCAUAAAUUGUGAAAUCGAUUUGAACGUAGAUGACUGCUAUCCAGGUGCUUGCUAUGGUGGACUUUGCAUUGAUGGUAUCGGCACAUUCUCUUGUGAUUGCGCAGCCGCAGGCGCAUCGUUGAGGAACGUUGCUUUUGAUAAAUGGGCGAUCCAGUCAAGUACCGUCGACACCAACUACGCCGGCAGAGCAGUGGAUGGCGUUUUCAAUAGUGAUAUGCUGGCUGGUAUGUCAUGCUCUUAUACGGAAACUGAGGAUGAUGCACCGAGUUAUUGGAAAGUCGAUCUAGGAGAGAUGUACUGCAUCGCCGAGGUGGUCAUUUUGAACAGGCAAGACUGUUGCUCUGAUUGGAUGCUUGGGGCACAGGUAGCUGUUUCUGCCACUUACGAUUCAACGCCUCAGAUAUGUGGCAGUGUGGAGGAUCCUGAUCACGACACAAUUAUAAUUGAAUGCCAUUUAACUGGUCGCUUUGUUGAAAUCGCGUCGACCAUACCAGGAUAUAAUCUCAGUUUAUGUGAGGUUCAGGUCAUGGUCCCAGUUGGACACCCCUGUGAAGAUUCAAACGUCUGCCACGGAGGCACAUGUGACACACUCGACGACGAUAGCUACACUUGCGACUGCGAUGAUGGUGGUGUACUUGAAAAUGUAGCCCUACUUAGAUAUUCGGAACAAAGUAGUAGCCACGGACCCACCUGGAAGGCCAAUGACGGAAAUACAAAUGGCUACUAUUUUUCCGGAAGCUGCUCACAUACAGCAUUCCAUGAUUGGGAUUCGUGGUGGCGUGUUGACCUCGCCUUUUUACAUUGCGUCAAGAUGGUAAAAAUUUACAACAGACUGGAUUGUUGUGGGGAGCGUUUAAAUGGUGCUAAGGUUUUCAUAGGCCGAAGUAUGAACAUUGAAGAUGCUGAACAGUGUGGGCCAACCGUAUCGUAUUCCAUGACGUACCAGAGCCGGCUAGAUUUCAACUGCAAUGCCGGAACAAUUGGACGUUUCGUUACUGUUCGUGUAUACAACCAGGAUCAGCUGUCGUUGUGUGAAGUUGAAGUCAUGGCAGUUCCAAAUGGAAGAUUUGAGCUCAUCUAUGAACAGAAAACGUGGGCUGAUGCAAAUAUUCACUGCGAGAAUAAUCAAGCUCACUUAGCAAACAUACGAAGUCUAGAUCACCACGAUUACUUGGUUGAUUUGAUUGUGCAGUCUAGACAUGCAGAUGAAACUGAUGUGUGGUGGUUUGGUGCACACGUAGACGAAACGGAAGGAGAAUUCGUAUAUCCAGACCAAUCACGGAUGCGAUACAGUAACUGGGACGACUACAGCAGUGCGAUGAACGGAAACUGCGCAAGACUGCAGGCAGGGUCAUUGGGAUCAAGACCAUUCAAUAAAUGA
Messenger RNA from Saccoglossus kowalevskii, 1674 nucleotides. RefSeq lists its product as uncharacterized. The record is from RefSeq and is a predicted model, not a curated record. Lineage: Eukaryota; Metazoa; Hemichordata; Enteropneusta; Harrimaniidae. Gene Ontology annotation, molecular function: calcium ion binding.